CGCGCGCUAACAUCAUCAUCUCACCCCAGAGGUUUUUGUACAUUGGGAGGCUUUCGAAGGACCACGCCAUCGGCUCCAGGAGCCACAAAGUACCAACGUCCCUUCGUCCUCGUCCUCGUCCGUACGUCACACUACUCAUCGCAUUAUUAAGCGCUGCCGUGAUAAGUCGUGACGUGUGUCUUUACUUACAUGUUCUACCGUAUAAUAUAAUACUCUGCGUACAUGCAUUAGUCUGCUAGCAACGUACGUGUGAAGAGAGAUAUCUCAUUGUGGUCGUGGUGUGAUCAUUGUGUUUUUAUUAUUUUUUUUUUAUACUCAACUCUCGUUUUUUUUUAGCAAGUUGAUAAAUUUAUUUUUAUACUUUUUUGUGGAGAAAUCGAGGCAUACAGAGUACACGGACUGGAUUUAUUACAAGCGACACCCCGCAUUGACGGGGGAUUUUGGUGAUGUACGACAGCGCUAGCUGUUCGUACUCGGGGGCGCUGGACUUGAAGGGUGCCUCAGGAACGACGGGUUCAACAGCCACUGGAGUGAGUGUCUCAUCACCAGGAGUAAAACAGGAAAAUUGGCCGUACCGAGGACUCGCGUGUGGCAGUACCUUCCAGCAGCUGAAGCAGAGCGUCGAGAAAGCAAAACAAGCACUCGCCGACCGCGGCGGUUAUCUAGCUGGAGCUUUUUCUCCGCCUCCACGUGUCAACCCCUCGACCAUCUCGCCGACUGCUGCCAUCACUGAUGCAAGCAGUUCCUACAAAGGUGGCUGGAGCCACGCCACUUCACCGGGUCCCGGGCAGGGCUAUGGAAGUGGAUUGUCCAAAUCUGCUCUUGACACACAUUCACAUCUACGACAACCUGAUCCAUAUCAAAUGUUCGGCGCGACCAGCAGCAGACUCGCGUCCUCGGGCUCCGGACAAAUCCAGCUCUGGCAAUUCCUUCUAGAGCUUCUGUCAGACUCGAGCAACGCAGCCUGCAUCACCUGGGAAGGCACCAACGGGGAGUUCAAGCUCACAGAUCCCGACGAGGUCGCGAGACGUUGGGGGGAGCGCAAGUCCAAGCCUAAUAUGAACUACGACAAAUUAUCUCGAGCACUCAGGUACUACUACGACAAAAACAUAAUGACAAAGGUGCACGGCAAGAGGUACGCCUACAAAUUCGACUUCCAGGGACUCGCGGCAGCCACGCAGCCCGCGGCUGCCGACCCCGCGGCGUACAAGUAUCAGAGUGAGCUGUUCAUGUCGGGGUACGGGCACGCGAAGCUGAAUCUGAUGCCGCCACCAGCAGCCUCGGUGUCGGUCUCGGUCCCUGGUGGCCUUUUCCAGUCGGCCUCCAGCUACUGGAGCAGCCCCAGCGCAAAUCUGUACGCGGGGCACCACACUGCGUCGGGGCACGUGCCUCCGCAUCUCGGCACUUACCCUCAUUACGCAUGACCCACCCCUGAGCACUGGGGGGCACUCGGUACGCCGCGUUGAGGCUCAAGUCUCAAUAAUGACUUUUUAAAUUUUUAAAUUAUAUAUAUUUUCAUUUUUUUCGGUUUUAUAUAAAUAUAAUAAUAGCUUAGGGUUUUUUGGUGUUUGUACUUUUAAUGAUUUUUUUGAGAAAUUUCAUUUUACUUCGAAUUAGGCUUGAAAAAAUUAUGGAAUUUUUUUCAGUAUUAAAAAAAAUUUUAUG
Microplitis mediator is the source of this 1665-nucleotide messenger RNA. RefSeq names its product transcriptional regulator ERG homolog (gene Ets65A). Bases 447 to 1424 code for a protein of 325 amino acids. The record is from RefSeq and is a predicted model, not a curated record. Gene Ontology annotation, molecular function: sequence-specific DNA binding; DNA-binding transcription factor activity, RNA polymerase II-specific. Lineage: Eukaryota; Metazoa; Arthropoda; Insecta; Hymenoptera; Braconidae. Gene Ontology annotation, cellular component: nucleus. Gene Ontology annotation, biological process: regulation of transcription by RNA polymerase II; cell differentiation. The transcript has 6 exons.